Messenger RNA from Leptinotarsa decemlineata (Colorado potato beetle), 1378 nucleotides. Its product is annotated as zinc finger Ran-binding domain-containing protein 2. The record is from RefSeq and is a predicted model, not a curated record. Gene Ontology annotation, biological process: RNA processing. Gene Ontology annotation, molecular function: lipopolysaccharide binding; RNA binding. Lineage: Eukaryota; Metazoa; Arthropoda; Insecta; Coleoptera; Chrysomelidae.
GAUAAAAAAAGAAGAAGCAUUUGAUCAAAGUCAAAAAUCAACAAUAUGCCAUCAGUGAUUCUGAAUCGGAAAUUGUGAGAAAGUUGCAUUUUAAAAGAACUUUCAUAACUUUAAACGUUAUUUGUAAAGAUAAACAAUAAUGUCCGACGAAGAAGAGCUGACUCCUCCACCACCUCCUAGCCUCAAAAGCCCUAGCGCCGAAGGUGAUUGGACAUGCGAAGACUGUGGAAACGUAAAUUUUGCCCGCAGAAACAAUUGUAACCGUUGCAACAAGGGGAAAGCUCACAGCUUGGCUGCUGCUAAAAAGAGAAAGUUGGGAACGGAAAUCGGCAAAGCGGCAGCAGAAAAAAGCAAAGGCCUUUUUAGUGCUGAUGACUGGCAGUGUAACAAAUGCGGUAACGUUAAUUGGGCACGCAGACAAUCCUGCAACGUCUGCAAUGCCCCUAAGUUUGGCGAAGUCGAAGAAAGAACGGGGUUCGGAGGUGGCUAUAAUGAUCGAGGUGUGGUUGAAUACAAGGAACGUCAAGAUUCCGAUGAUGACUAUGACGAAUUUGGGAGGAGAAAGAAAAGGCGACGAACUCACUCAAGAAGUGAUGGGGACGAAGAAGAACGUGUUGAAAAAAAAAGUGCUAGAAGCGAGAAGGUGAAAGAAAGAAUUAUUGAGAAUGAGGAAGAUGAAGAAGAUGAUGAUGACGACGAUGAUGAUGAUGGAGAUUUGUCUAAGUAUGAUUUAUCAGAUUGGGGAGAUGUUGGUGAGGUAGACAACAAAAAGGAUAAGGGCAGAAACAAUUCUUUGUCGCCCUCUCGUAAUAACUAUUGAAUGUAUAUUACCUAUUGAUUUUUAUUUUUUCAAAUUGAAAAUAGAGAAUAUCAGCUGGUCUGAUUUAACAUUUUUAUGGUGAUGAUCAAACUAGAUUAAUGUGUAGUCUGCAAAUCAUAACUUGCUGUUAAUUUUAUUAAAAAUUCGGUUUUUUGCUUUUAAUGUGUAUAUGAUUUUAAAUUUGUUGGACUCAGUGUCUGACAUGAAAAAUAACUUGGAAUUUGAAUACAAUACAAGUUAUUAACAUAUAAUGAACAAUUUAUCCUUGACACACAAUAGCUUGCUUUAGUUAUACUUCAAGAUUUUAAAUAUAUUUUGUCUUAAAACUCAUUUCUACAUUAGCCUCUAAACACUCUAAACAAAUUAUGUUUGUAUUUUGGUCAUUUAUAAUGACUGCCAGUGUGGCAUUACUUGCAUUACAGCCGAACGGCUGCUAUCAAAUUAUUUUUUGAAUGGAAGGGAAUUUUGUGACCCUUCUCUUGAUUGUUUUUGAAUACUGAAAACUAUUAUUUUUUUUAUGUAAAUUUUGUCUGACAUUGAUAUCUUGUCCCGUUCAAA